AUGUUUAACAUGUCGGCUAUGAACAGGAAACUAAUAAAAGCCCUCGCUGAAACAAUCUUAUAGAAGGUGGAACACUUCGAUAAAACAGAGACCGAGUGCCUGGUCUGGGGGUUUUAUGUCCUUCUGGACGAGCACGUAAGCCCUGGCAAAGAAUCCUACGGUCUGGACAGCGACAGGUUCAGAGGCUUCCUGCACAUCAUGUUUGGGAUGAGCAAACAUUGAUUGAGGUACAGUGUUUUCAGAGCUUUUGACAAAGACAGCGAUGGAUUCAUCAGUUUGAAGAAGUGGGUCGAUGGACUCUCUGUCUUUCUUCGGGGGACUUUCGAUGAAAAAAUAAAGCACUGCUUUUGUGUGUACGACUUGAACGGUGACCAGUUCAUCUCCAGAGAUGAGAUGUUUCACAUGCUGAAGGACAGCCUCUUGAGACUGCCCACAGAGGAUGACCCCGAUCAAGACGUCCACGACCCCGAUGAAGGAGUCAAAGACCUGGUGGAAAUCGCAAUGAGGAAGAGAUCUGACACUGAUCAUGACGGCCUGGUAUCUGUAGAGGAAUUUGAAGCUGCAGUAAAAAAGGAGGACUUGCUGAUGGAGGCCUUUAGACCCUGCCUUCCUGAUGCUUUGAGUUUUGAGAAGUUCGAGCAGCAGGUUUUCAGGAGCAACUAG
This is a messenger RNA of Nematolebias whitei (Rio pearlfish), 663 nucleotides long. RefSeq names its product EF-hand calcium-binding domain-containing protein 1-like. Lineage: Eukaryota; Metazoa; Chordata; Actinopteri; Cyprinodontiformes; Rivulidae. The record is from RefSeq and is a predicted model, not a curated record. Gene Ontology annotation, molecular function: calcium ion binding. The transcript has 6 exons.